AUGUCGGAAGUGGGAAAGCCUCAGGGCCACUUGGCUCGCUGGGCAUGGGUCAUCGUGUUUGACGCGGCGGGUCUGGCGGUUCAGAACUGGAGCUUUGGUGGUUCUGCUCCCUGUCUGGAAGAUGGGAAAAAGCACCCCGGCCACCUGUUGCACGACUGUGCGGGUGCGUUCCUGGAUGCCGCUGUUGUGAAGCAGCUAGAGAGCGAAUGGAUCGCCCGAUGGCCCAUGGCAGGAGGCGACUGCUGA
Trichoderma gamsii is the source of this 246-nucleotide messenger RNA. RefSeq lists its product as hypothetical. Bases 1 to 246 code for a protein of 81 amino acids. The transcript has a single exon. The record is from RefSeq and is a predicted model, not a curated record. NCBI's taxonomy places the organism in Eukaryota, Fungi, Ascomycota, Sordariomycetes, Hypocreales, Hypocreaceae.